AUGUGUGGUAUUUUGGGUAUUACUCUAGCAGAUCAGAAUAGCUAUGUUGCUCCUGAAUUAAUGGAUGGUUGUAUCUUUUUACAACAUAGAGGUCAAGAUGCAGCUGGUCUUACCACUUGUGGUCCUCGUGGUAGAUUUUAUCAAUGUAAAGGUAACGGUUUGGCAAGAGAUGUCUUCACUCCGAACAGAGUAGUUGGUUUGGUGGGAUCUAUGGGGAUUGGUCAUUUACGCUACCCAACAGCUGGCUCUUCUGCGAAUUCAGAAGCUCAACCUUUUUAUGUCAAUAGUCCGUACGGUAUUAGUUUAGCUCACAAUGGCAACCUAGUCAACACGGUUUCUUUAAAGCGUUAUUUAGAUGAGGAUGUCCAUAGGCAUAUAAAUACAGAUAGUGAUUCUGAAUUGUUAUUGAAUGUGUUUGCAUCUGAAUUAGAAAAACAUAAUAAAUAUAGAGUUAACAAUGAUGAUGUUUUCCAUGCGUUAGAAGGUGUGUACAGAUUAUGUCGUGGUGGUUAUGCGUGUGUUGGUAUGUUAGCUGGGUUUGCUAUGUUUGGCUUUAGGGAUCCUAAUGGAAUUAGGCCAUUGUCUUAUGGGGAAAGAAAAAAUGAAGAUGGUACAACGGAUUAUAUGAUUGCUUCUGAAAGUGUUGUCAUGAAAGCACACAGUUUUACAACUUUUAGAGAUUUACAGCCGGGAGAAGCAGUCAUUAUUCCAAAAGAUUGCUCCAAUGCAAAACCUGAAUUUAGACAAGUUGUCCCAAUAAAUUCUUAUAGACCAGAUUUGUUUGAAUAUGUAUAUUUCGCAAGACCAGACAGUGUAUUGGAUGGAAUAUCUGUUUAUCACACUAGAUUGCAAAUGGGUAUCAAGCUUGCUCAAAAUAUUAAGGAACAACUAAAAGAUGAAAGGAUAGAUGUUGUGAUGCCAGUACCAGAUACAGCAAGAACAUGUGCUUUAGAGUGUGCUAAUCAACUGAACAUUCCAUAUAGAGAAGGCUUCGUGAAAAAUAGGUAUGUUGGCAGAACAUUCAUCAUGCCAAACCAAAAGGAACGUACUUCUUCGGUGAGAAACAAACUAAAUCCAAUGGAAUCUGAAUUUAAGGGCAAAAAUGUCUUAAUAGUGGAUGAUUCAAUUGUCAGGGGAACAACUUCCAGAGAAAUUGUUAACAUGGCAAGAGAAGCUGGUGCUGUUAAAGUUUUUUUUGCUUCAGCCGCUCCUGCAAUUCGUUUCAAUCACAUAUAUGGUAUAGAUUUGACUGAUAACAAAAAUUUAAUAGCUUACAACAAAAGUAUUGACGAAGUUGCUGAGGCUAUCAAGUGUGAUAAAGUUAUAUAUCAAUCUUUAGAAGAUCUGAUAGAUUGUUGCAAGACUGAUAAGAUCACAAAAUUUGAAGAUGUGUUUUUACUAGGCAAUUAUGUCACAGGUGUUGAAGAUGGAUACAUACAUGAAUUGGAAAGAGUUCGUGAACAAAAUAAACGCAAUUCAAUAGAGGAUGCAAAAUCCGCCGUUGACAUUGGUUUGUACAAUUGCGCCGAUUAUUAA
Messenger RNA from Tetrapisispora phaffii CBS 4417, 1536 nucleotides. RefSeq names its product amidophosphoribosyltransferase (gene ADE4). Gene Ontology annotation, cellular component: cytoplasm. The coding region runs from base 1 to 1536 and encodes 511 amino acids. The record is from RefSeq and is a predicted model, not a curated record. The transcript has a single exon. Gene Ontology annotation, molecular function: amidophosphoribosyltransferase activity. Lineage: Eukaryota; Fungi; Ascomycota; Saccharomycetes; Saccharomycetales; Saccharomycetaceae. Gene Ontology annotation, biological process: purine nucleobase biosynthetic process; purine nucleotide biosynthetic process.